AUAGUUGAUAUUUGCUAGAUGACAGUCAGCUUGUGGAGCCUGUGUUUUUGGUUUUAGAGUGGACUGUACCUUUAAGUUUUUGUUUGAUUAUUGGUCAUUUAUAAGAAUCUGGGAACUCUUGGACAUAUCUCGACCCUUUGUAGUAUCACUGUUUGAUGAAAUGAUCUUUGACAGGCAGUGGAUUGGACUGUUUAACUUCUACAUAUCACUAAAUCAUGAAUGAGUAUGAAUAACUGCAGCUGACGUCUGUACUGAAAAACUAAAACCUGAAAUAGAAUCUGUUUAAUGUUUCUGUUGAUGUUAUGAUCUGCUGACAGCCUGCACACUGCUGCUGAUUCUGACAGAAGCUUAUGAAACAUAGUUGUUAAUAGUAGGAAGAUCCCAGUUUAUAUCACUGAAAGUCUGAGUGUAAAGUUUACACAAUCACAUGAUGUUUAUGAAAUCAAAACAACUGAGUCACACCACAGAGACGAGAGCGGAGGUCGCUGCAGCAGCUCAGUUUCCAACAAUGAAAUCUUUUUUUUCUGAGCACAAACUCAAACUGAGCGAAAAGCCAACGCCAGUCUGACAUCUGAGAGGAAGUGCUUUUGAUUUCAUGUCUCGUUUGACAGCUUUUCGAUGAUUAAUGACCGUUCAGUGGGCUCAUGUUGUGUGUGUGUGUGUUUUUCAUAAUCUGGGAGUGAAGGAAACAGAAGCAUUAAUAGGCUGAUUAUUAAUAUGCAGCAUGAAUAUGACUCGCUGCGUUUCACUUUUCAUUUUCAUUAACGUAAUUUGAAGCUGCAGGUUUAAAGACACGUCCCCCCGGUUUUGGGAGAUAAAGUCAAAUUCAGCAGUCGGCGGAAGCUCUCUCUCCAGGAUUUGGUUCAAAGAUUGGAGCUGUUGUGGCCCGGCUCCUGAGUCCUGGCUGCCGUCCUUGUGCCCAUGAAAAAGAGCCUUUACAGAGUGCCUUCUUUUAAAACACAGGGGGUGGGGGGUGGAGGUGGGGCUUGAACAUACAUAAGAGGCUAAGACGGCCCGCCAGUCCAAUUUGCUGUUGCUUAACCUAUACGAGGAAGCUGAUUGGACCUUUCCAUUCAUUUAGAGCCUCUUUAUUCUCUCCUGGGGCUUGUUAGAGAGUAAUCCUCUUGGAUCGGUCUUCUAUUGGAAGAGAAACACUGCGUUAGUGAUGGGCACAGGCUGGUUACUCAGUACUGAGGCUUUAUCCUGGAUGUCGGGUGAGGACAACGUGACUGGGGGACAGCCCCAGGGCUCGGUGCUGCAGCCUUUCUGGGACUACCUCCACCAGAACCACCACGACCUCCUGAGGAGCCCUCCCUUCCCUGUGGUCCUCUCCGUCACCACCUACUUCUUCCUGGUAGGUGUCUACACCGUGCUGGACCUGCUGGCGCCCACCUGGCCCAGCAUUAACCGCUACAGGCUUCAUCCUGACAGACCCGUCACCUGGCAGAACAUCUGGACCACCCUUGGCGUCACCAUCUACAACCACCUGCUCUACAUCUUUCCUGCUACGGUCGCCCAAUGGCUGUGGAGGCCGCCCACCCCGCUGCCCCGUGAGGCGCCCACUUUCUGGAGCUUCAUCCUGGGCAUCCUGGGCUGCAUGGUGGUCUUCGACUUCCAGUACUACGUGUGGCACCUACUGCACCACCAGGUGCCGUGGCUGUACCGCACCUUCCACGCCGUGCACCACCAGUACAACCAGACUUUCAGCCUCGUCACCCAGUACCUGUCUGGCUGGGAGUUAUUCAACUUGGGACUCUGGGCUACGAUAGACCCGAUCCUGCUGCAGUGCCACUGCCUCACAGCCUGGGGCUUCAUGGUCUUCAACAUCUACGUCUCCAUCGAGCAGCACUGUGGCUAUGACUUCCCGUGGGCCCUCCAUAACCUGGUGCCCUUUGGCCUCUGGUGUGGGGCGCCCAAGCACGACACUCACCACCAGCGACCCAGCACUAACUUUGCCCCAUUCUUCUCUCACUGGGACUGGCUGGGCGGCACACACACUGUGCCAACUCCCUCCAGCCACGCUGCAGCCGGAGAGCCAGACAAGACGAAAUGUAGAAAAGACUGAAGAGCCUGAGUUAAUCUCUCACUGACUCCGUCCCUGUUUUACUCAAACUGCCUCUUUUGUACCCGCUCUCAUUCCAGCACACUUGUUUUUUUUGUCUCCUCUCCGCAGUUUCUCUCCUUCCCGUCUGUUUGGUGUUAUUAUAUCGAUCACUUCCAAUGCUCGCUAACAGUCUAGGAGUUUUGAUUAUCACUCUAACAUUUCUUAAACUGUUUGAGAAGAAUGAUCUUUUAUGUCUUUUUCAUGUGAAAGUACUGUCAUGUUGUCUCAGCGGCAUUCUCAGGUCCGUUUACACACAUGUGCGGCAUGUUUGAGCUACCUUGACAAAUAAAAGCAGAGUAUA
Messenger RNA from Acanthopagrus latus (yellowfin seabream), 2405 nucleotides. RefSeq names its product cholesterol 25-hydroxylase like 2 (gene ch25hl2). Lineage: Eukaryota; Metazoa; Chordata; Actinopteri; Spariformes; Sparidae. Gene Ontology annotation, biological process: sterol biosynthetic process; cholesterol metabolic process. Gene Ontology annotation, molecular function: iron ion binding; C-4 methylsterol oxidase activity; steroid hydroxylase activity. The record is from RefSeq and is a predicted model, not a curated record. The transcript has a single exon. Bases 1166 to 2065 code for a protein of 299 amino acids.